This is a messenger RNA of Diabrotica balteata, 1815 nucleotides long. NCBI's taxonomy places the organism in Eukaryota, Metazoa, Arthropoda, Insecta, Coleoptera, Chrysomelidae. The record is from the annotation of a GenBank genome assembly.
AUGGUCGAUUACAGAUAUGAUUUAGGACUUGACGUGUCUCUGGACUCCUCUACUGAUAAAAAACGGAAAUUACGUUUUAGAAGGUGGUGGAAUCGGCUAUCAAAAUGCCAGAAAAGCUUUAUAGUUACCAUCUCUAUUUUAAUAUUAUUGAGUUGUACAUAUUUAUUAAAUUUACAAAAAGAUAGCAGAGUGAUAACAGUUGAAGAAGUUGAAGACAAGAGGUAUACUAUAAAGAGCUAUGUUGAAGAACCCAAACAUAUAGAAGUUAAUGUUGAGGCCCAAGAAAUUAAAAAUAAUAAUAAUGAUGUAAAUAAAAAUGUUCUAGCAGUUCCCAAAGUUGAACAUAGAUUUUCUGGUCCUACAACACCAAGGCAAGCAGCUGUAGUUGAAGCCUUCAAACAUGCUUGGAAGGGCUACAAAAAGUUUGCAUGGGGACAUGAUCAUCUUAAACCUAUUUCUGAAGGCUUUACUGAAUGGUUUGGAUUAGGUUUAACUAUUGUGGAUUCUUUAGAUACUAUUUUCAUUAUGGGUCUUGAUGAAGAGUAUGAUGAAGCAAGAAAUUGGGUCGAUAAACAUUUAAAUUUUGAUGUGAAUAGGGAUGUCAAUUUAUUUGAAGUUACAAUUCGAGUGUUGGGAGGGUUACUUAGUAUAUAUCACUUUAGUAAAGAUGAUAUGUUCUUAAAAAAAGCGACUGAAUUAGCAGAUAGGUUACUUCCAUGCUUUGAUUCCGAAUCUGGCAUUCCAUAUUCUGAUAUAAACUUAUUUACUAGAAAACCACACGCUCCCAAGUGGUCUCCUGAUAGUAGCACUUCAGAAGUUACUACCAUACAAUUAGAAUUUAGAGACCUGAGUAGGGUCACAGGGGAUCCCAAAUAUGAGAAUGCCGUUGAAAGGGUAUCAAAAAUAAUUCACAAAUUAGACAAAAAAGAUGGAUUAGUUCCUAUAUUUAUUAAUGCAAAUACUGGUCAGUUCCGCACUUACGCUACUAUAACGGUAGGAGCAAGAGGUGAUAGUUAUUAUGAAUAUUUACUUAAGCAAUGGGUACAGACUGGAAAAACUAUAGACUACUUAAAAGCAGAUUACUUAGAAAGUAUAGCAGGAAUGGAAACGCACCUUGCAAGAAGAACAGAACCAAAUCGGUAUCUGUUUAUCGGAGAACUUUUGGGUGGCGGCAAAGAUUUUAAACCCAAAAUGGACCAUCUCACCUGUUAUUUGCCAGGGACUUUGGCUUUGGGUGUUCAUAAUGGGUUGCCGAAAAAACAUUGGCAGUUAGCGGAAGAUCUUUUGGAUACUUGCUAUCAAACUUAUGCAACGCAGCCGACAUUCUUAGCACCUGAAAUUACUUACUUUAAUAUGCAGACUGGAAAUUCCAAAGAUAUGUAUGUAAAAUCAAACGACGCACACAAUUUACUUCGUCCAGAAUUCGUAGAAAGCCUGUGGUACAUGUAUCAACUUACUGGAAAUACCACUUACCAAGACUGGGGUUGGAAGAUAUUUCAAGGCUUUGAAAAAUACACUAAAGUAGUUAACGGGUAUACGUCCAUAGGAAAUGUAAGAAAUGAAGCAAGCGUUAGACCACAAGACAAAAUGGAAUCGUUUUUCCUUUCGGAAACGUUGAAGUAUUUGUAUUUAUUAUUUAGUGACGAUCCUAAGUUGUUGAAUCUAGACGAAUACGUUGUUAAUUCCGAAGCACAUCCGCUGCCAAUAUACUCAAAUUAGGAAGUAUUAAAAUAGAACUAAUUAUAUACACUUAUAACAUUUUGUUAAUAUUUCUAGUCGUUUUUAUUAUUUUCGAAAGAAAUAUAUGUUAAACUC